Caenorhabditis remanei is the source of this 777-nucleotide messenger RNA. RefSeq lists its product as uncharacterized. NCBI's taxonomy places the organism in Eukaryota, Metazoa, Nematoda, Chromadorea, Rhabditida, Rhabditidae. The transcript is spliced from 3 exons. Gene Ontology annotation, molecular function: calcium-dependent cysteine-type endopeptidase activity. The record is from RefSeq and is a predicted model, not a curated record. The coding region runs from base 1 to 777 and encodes 258 amino acids. Gene Ontology annotation, biological process: proteolysis. Gene Ontology annotation, cellular component: cytoplasm.
AUGUCCUUCUCCGUAAUAUUUCAUCCGUCUCCAGAUGACAAGUUUGGAGAAAUCGACAAUGAGUUUCAAGAGCAUGCCCACCGACUCAGGAAAUCGCGAAAACUAUUCGUUGACCCGGAAUUUCCACAUAACAAAGAUUCGAUCGGAACGAAUAUGGAGGAAUCGGAGGACUUGACUCCAGUUGCAUGGUGGGCACCUCAUCAACUAAUUAACAAUUAUGCGACAAGUUUAUUGAAAACUACGGCUGCAAUGCAUAGUUAUAUAGACAACAAUAAAGCGAUGAGAGCCAAGGACCCAGCUUGGAAACCAGAUUCAAAUUUAUUUGAGAAGGCGUUGCAUAACUGUAACAAGAUCCGGUCUACGAAAUGGAGUGUUUACGACAAUCCAUGGCCGUUUCAUGUUGGUGAGGGAUAUCUUGACGACGCUUGGUUAUUGGCACCGUUAAUGUGUAUUGCUAGACGGAAGGAGAUAUUGGAACAUGUUCUGCCGGAUAGGGAUUAUAUAAAAGAUUGUGGGAUGGUACAGGUUAGACUAUUCAUCAAUGGAAAGUGGGAAGUGCUCAAAUUGGAUUAUUUUAUUCCCAAAAGUUAUGGCGUUCGCACUAUCUAUGCGAAUAUAAUUCAAUGUCAGUUAUGGGUGGCGUUAAUCGAAAAAGCGUUUGCAAAAGUCAAAGGAAAUUAUGGGAAUCUGGAUGAAGGCAGUUGUGAAGAGGCGUUCACUUAUUUGACCGGUUGUCCAUGUAGAUCACAAAAAUCGAUAAAGAAAUGGAUGAAGUGA